Penicillium digitatum Pd1 is the source of this 1824-nucleotide messenger RNA. RefSeq names its product VOC family protein. The record is from RefSeq and is a predicted model, not a curated record. NCBI's taxonomy places the organism in Eukaryota, Fungi, Ascomycota, Eurotiomycetes, Eurotiales, Aspergillaceae.
AUGCCCGUUUCGCAUCUCACCCUGACCGUCUCUCACCUUCCGACCUCUACCGCUUUCUUUCUAUCAUGUUUACAGCCAUUGGGAUACCAAUUCAUUGGCAGACAGGACGACUAUAUAGGGUUCGGUCAGAAGCAGGGGGAACCUGCUGAUUUCUGGAUGACCGAGACUAAGCCUGGAUGUCCUCCUGGUACAGUGCAUAUCGCCUUUCCAGCCCCGUCAAAAGACGCAGUCGGUUCGUUCUUCAUAAGCGCCCUAAAAUCGGGCGCGAAGAUCCACGGCGAACCGAAGAUGCGAGAUUCGCAAUCGGGGUACUUCAGUGCAGCCGUCAUCGACCUCGACGGCAACAGCAUUGAAGCUGUAUACCGGCCCAGCAAUGCCUCGCUUAUCUCAGAGGCUAGUGGACCGACAAUCGCUCUUCUGGAGAGUUCCAGCCGCUCUGUGGUCUCAAAGGCAAGCAGCAAAGCUAGCACAAUUAAGACAGAGAGUAUCGCACCCCCCAGGUCUGAGGCCAUGUCCGAAGCCAGAUCCGUCGCAAGGUCUGAGGCACGAUCCGUGGCACGAUCCGAGGCACGAUCCGAGGCACGAUCCGAGGCACGAUCCGAGGCACGAUCCGAGGCACGAUCCGAGGCACGAUCCGAGGCACGAUCAGAGGCCAAGUCUCGUGCCGUUUCGAAAGCACCCACAAACUUCGAGCGGUCUGCACCAACAGUCGUCUCCCGCCAGUUCCAGGGCCCACCGUCAUACAUCAUGCAAGCGCCCACACCGCCACAGAGCGACGACGGCAGCAAAGCAGCCAAGACCAUCGUGGGCACGCUCAUUGGCGCUGCCGCAGGUGCAGCCAUCGCCUACGCAAUGGUCAAGGGCGACUCCAAGUCAACAACCCAAGAACUCGAACAGCCACUGCAGCUCGCAAACAGCUUCCCCCAAAUCAAAGCGGCGGCCCAAUCCUUCUUCGGCAACGAUGACCAACAAUCCCAAUACCGCGCCAUCGAAGCACCCCCGCCACCACGCAGCGCCUACACCACCGCAUCAAACCCGCGCUCAACCCUAUCGUGCAGCGUAUCCUCCAAGAACCCCCACGCCAGCACAAUCUACGAAGGCAGCGAGUACAUGCACGACAACCCCCGCCGCUCCUCAGAAGGCAGCAUCUACAGCAUCCCGGAAGACAUCCCGCUCCGAGCAAUCGAGUACCCACCCGCCAGCAACGCCUCCCAGCAACGUCACGCCUGCGCGCCCACAACCUUCAUCAGCAGCUUCCACGACGAGAGGCCCCGCGCGCCAAGCAGUGUGCACAGCUCCUCGACUUUCAAAGCACCACAGAGCACACACCGAAAUCACAGCCACGAUGACCGCGACGGGUCCGAGUCAACUGUCUCUCAUCGCUCGCACAAGAGCCAACAAAGCACGCACUCGUACCGCGCCGCCUCGGUACGCUCUUCCUCGCACGUCGGCAAGGACAAUGCUAGCGUUGCAUCCUCUUCCCGCUCUACGCGCAAAAUCCCCCUCCCCGCUGGCUCAAGCGCUACAUACUACUCCAGCCCGAGCGUUCACAGCAAGGAGGGCGGGAACUCGUAUAUGUCUGCAAGACAUGUCCCGCUUCCUGAGAGCGUGGCGGAUUUAGAUGUUGACUCGGUGGUCUCGCCGGAUGACUCGAUUAGCCAGGUUGGAUUGCAUGGGCAUCGGCAUCGGUCGCAUCGGUCGAAGAGUUCUAGGGCGGAUGACCAGGCGGAUGCGAUGAGCCAGGCUUCUAGGGCUAGUCAUAGGACUGUUAAGGCUGGGGAGGGGUCGAGGGCUGGGAGUCGACGGGGAAGUCAGGUUGCUUGA